CCUUGUUUCGCACACGUGCAUAAAACGUUUUCUACCUUGUUAGGUCGGCUAGCUAUCUAUUUAGUCCUCAGUGAAGCCCAACUCUGCCGAGAGGACCUAAAAUCAGGAUCAUAACAUGGCAAAUGAUGAAGUUAACCCAAAGGCCUUCCCAUUAGCUGAUCCUCAACUGACUGUGACCAUCCUUGAUCUCCUUCAGCAAGCUUCCUCAUACAAACAGCUCAGGAAGGGAGCCAAUGAAGCCACCAAGUGUCUCAACCGUGGUAUUGCUGAGUUUAUUGUUAUGGCAGCAGAUACAGAACCAUUAGAAAUAUUGCUUCACCUUCCUCUCUUGUGUGAAGACAAGAACGUGCCUUAUGUAUUUGUUCGUUCCAAGCAGGCUCUUGGUCGAGCGUGUGGAGUGUCACGGCCUGUCAUAGCAACUGCAGUCACUAUCAAUGAAGGAUCUCAGCUUAAACCACAAAUUCAGUCACUUCAGCAGUCAAUUGAAAAACUCUUGAUAUAAAACUGUAUAAAACUUGAUAUAAAACUGUUGCUGUUUUUGGUAGUGCCCUCUAAGUCGAUAUCAAUAAAAAAUUUGUCAACAAAG
Molecule: messenger RNA, 586 nt
Organism: Stylophora pistillata
Lineage: Eukaryota; Metazoa; Cnidaria; Anthozoa; Scleractinia; Pocilloporidae
Product: NHP2-like protein 1
Biological process (GO): ribosome biogenesis
Cellular component (GO): ribonucleoprotein complex; nucleolus
Molecular function (GO): RNA binding
Source: RefSeq, a predicted model, not a curated record